AUGUUGGUACGGAAUUCUGGAUUGUGGAAUGAUGAGAUGAAGGCGACAGCUAAAGAGUUAGAAGCAGGCCAAAAAACCCUUGAGAAACGGUUAAAGCGUCUGGCAUCUGACCAAAUCAAAAAAAAGAAAUCACGAGUUGAAUUCAAACAAAAGAUAGAGGAACUCUCACAGAUAAUCCAGCGGUUGCGAAAAAAUGACAAAAGACGAACAGAGAAACUGCAGGCUUGCAAAACAUUAGAUGAACUGCAUGAAGCGUUACUGGAACAUGAAUAUCGUAUAAGUCGAUCUGCGACUUAUUUGCGCCUUCUUCCUAGAAAUUCGACCUCCAUUGAAGGGAGGCGUCACAUAACAACAGUGCCUGUGAAACUACUUAAAGCAACAAACAGCGAGAGGCACAGGCAUGAUGAUGCACGCUUUGCUGCUGCAACAGACGACAAAGCCCGCGUCCCGCUGGGACUUCCUGCUGCCAACAAACAGUCAUCAAUACUUAUGCAUUUAGACUAUCGUAUUCAGCUACCCGACCAUGACUGGGUUGUUGCAAAGCGUCAUAAGCUCAUCCCAUCUGUCUAUGCUGUAUGUGUAGUGAAAAAGGAUCAUGUCAGCUACAGCGGACCCACAGCAAUUUUAAUUCGCAGCGGGAAACAUGACAGUAGUACAGCAGCCACUCAUGCAUACAAUUUUCAAACACUGCGAGGUAUUUCUCAGUUUGAAGAAGUCAUGUGUUCUGGAAAUGCAGUCAAACCAGUUGUCAUAAUUACGAUAGACGGUGGCCCAGAUGAAAACCCUAGAUAUCCAAAGACUCUAGCGGCAGCAUAUCAUGCUUUUCGCAAGAAUGAUUUGGAUGCUAUCUUCAUUGCAUGUCAUGCUCCUGGGCACUCGGCAUACAAUGCUGUCGAGCGCCGUAUGGCUCCACUUUUACGAGAAUUAUUUGGGCUUAUACUACCACACGACCAUUUUGGUUCACAUCUAGAUGCAAGCCUCAAGACAACUAAUGCUGAGUUGGAAAUGGCCAAUUUUCAGAAAGCUGGCGAAGUCCUUGCCGAAGUAUGGAACGCCACUGUCAUCGACGGUUUUGAUGUAGUAGCGACGUUUGUCCCUUGCUCUACAGGGAAAUUGGACCUUCAAGCACCACCAAACGAUUGGUUUGCAAGUCAUGUUCGACAGUCGCAGUACUGCUUGCAUAUAAUAAAGUGCAAUACAGAAGCAUGUUGUGGUCUAAAAAGAUCACAUUUCAAUGAAAUUUUUCCACAUCGUUUUCUGCCGCCACCAAUACCCUACAUCAUCACCAAGACAGGAAUUGCUUGUUCACAGAAACAAACAUGUUUUCUCUGCCAUUUGUACUUCCCAUCACAAGGUGCGAUGAAAACACACUCACGUAACCACAAGGAUAAAGGGCAGCCACCUGUUCAGCAAGAUCAAGAUGACACACCACAUGUUGAACAGGAUCCAGAUGAAGGAUACAGUGGGGAGAUUUUAUGUUCAGAAGCUGUUUCACCGCCUGUCAGAAUGGAUCAGCCCUUUCCAGUUGUGCGUAACCUUUUCGAAUGGUUGCAGAGUGCUUUCGUUGACAUUGAAUGA
Molecule: messenger RNA, 1578 nt
Organism: Helobdella robusta
Lineage: Eukaryota; Metazoa; Annelida; Clitellata; Rhynchobdellida; Glossiphoniidae
Exons: 4
Coding region: 1-1578 (525 amino acids)
Source: RefSeq, a predicted model, not a curated record